Molecule: messenger RNA, 3879 nt
Organism: Punica granatum (pomegranate)
Lineage: Eukaryota; Viridiplantae; Streptophyta; Magnoliopsida; Myrtales; Lythraceae
Source: RefSeq, a predicted model, not a curated record
CCCAAUUUAACAUUCCAUCUUAAAUCACCCAAUUAUCAAACCACCCAAAUACCUCAAUCGACCGGAGAAGAGGAGAAGAGCAGAGAAGAGAAGACGACAUCGCUCUCUUUCCAGUCUCAGCUCGUCGGCUUCUCCAUUCCCUCAUCCCCCUCUCCGCGGAAUCCAGUCCUCCGGUGUCCGCUGCUUCUGGCGGGAGAGAUUCCGUCAGCUGAGCCGCUUCGCAUUUUCGCUGCUUCCCUGUUUCUGUUCAAUCCGGCUGGUCCGACCGUAGAUUCCCUGCGUCGGUUCACGUCUACGAAGAUGUUUGAGGAGAAGAUAUUUGGGAACGGUGCCAAUCAUGGGGAAAGAAAACUUGAUAAUACCCACGAUGACGAGAUUAAGGUUGACUCCAGGAAGCCAGCUACACUAACUCGGCAAAGAAAGAUAAACAGCGAAUGCAGUCCCUCCUUGGAGUUCAAUCUGACGUUUCAAGAAAAAAUGCAUUUGGCUCCAAUUGGUUUCCGGCUAUGGCAUUAUGUCCGAGCGGAAGCUGCCAAGGGGAAGGGGGUUUUCAUCAACCCUGGCUUCCUCUCAUGCUGUUCCUCUUGGUUGGAUUGGUUCCAGAAGUAUCAGAAAAAGUUUUGGUGAUGCAUUGGUGGUGUCUCUGCUGUAAAUAUUGGUAUUUGUGCUAAAGAAGACGCAGCUUUUAACAUUGCUUGCAGCUGUGCAACCAUCGGGUUCAGAGCUGGAACAGAUUAUAAGAUGAUAUCCACAGGAUUGUGACUUAGAUUUUGGUGGGCCCUGAAAGAGUUCAUGUUCUGACAUAUUAGAUGUGACUUGGAUUAUGAUUACUUGGAGACUGCUCUAGUAAUUCUUCCAUAGGAUAGGGAAGAAUAGUUGCCAUCAGAGUUUUUGCAUAUUUAUGUAUUCAAAUGAGCAUUUAGCCGAGCCGAGCACUGAUCAUGAUGCUUACCGCCCUCAAAACUUUCAGUUCCAGAAGUAUCAGAAGAAGUUUUGUGAUGCAUUGGUGGUGUCUCUGCUGUAAAUAUUGGUAUUUGUGCUAAAGAAGACGCAGCUUUUAACAUUGCUUGCAGCUGUGCAACCAUCGGGUUCAGAGCUGGAACAGAUUAUAAGAUGAUAUCCACAGGAUUGUGACUUAGAUUUUGGUGGGCCCUGAAAGAGUUCAUGUUCUGACAUAUUAGAUGUGACUUGGAUUAUGAUUACUUGGAUACUGCUCUAGUAAUUCUUCCAUAGGAUAGGGAAGAAUAGUUGCUGCCUGAAGAUUUUUCUGUAUCGAUGCUGGCAGAGAGCAUGUGUGGAAUCUGUGAUUCGGGUAAUUCCCCUGACAAGAGUUGCUACUAACGUUUUCAGUGGUGUGGUCACCAGCUGCCUGGUUGCUCUAUUGAUACCGGUCGGCUACUCUGCAUUCUUUACUCAUUUUACUUCCGCGCUCCGUAUUCAUAGUCGGGGGUACAUCCAGCUUAACUAUUUUAGUGGUACUUGGAUCAUACGGAUCACAUUUAUCUUGUUUGCCAUCUGGUGGGGUUGGGGUGAGAUUAUUAGGUUAAGCUUGUCAAGACGUGAGGGGAAAGUUUUGGAUGCUCUCAAUUUCAAAUGGCAGGAGGCCGUCUGCAAGGGCUACAUUGUCUCAUAUCUGGGGUUUACGGAACCAUGCUUAUCCUUACUCUGGUCUUCCUCCUUCGGGCACUUUUAGAGAAGUUGGACUUGGGAAUUUUGAGCCGAAAGUGGAAUGCCAGAACAGCAUGUUAUAUAAUACGAUUCUGCUUCCCAGUGUUUGCUCUUCAGCUCUUUAUUAUUCUAGUUGGACCACAGCUGAGCUAAGUAAAGAGUUCUGGGCAAGACUUGCCGCACUAUUUCACCAGUGCUAUGAAUAGGUCUGACCAUAUCAGUCUCUGCACCUGUCCUUUGCUGAGUACCAUCUUCCUUGGUCUUUUUGCUGUUGUCCUCACCGCUUAUUUGUUUUGGUUGGGGAGGCAGACUCUGAAAUUGGUUCUUAAUAAGGGUUUGUGGAAAAGGGUAAAGACACUGAUAGUCUCAGCGUUGAGUUUCCUACCCUUAAGGGUUCUCUUGCUCAGUGUGUCUGUGCUGUCCAAGCCAGAGCAUAUUCUUUUAAGAGUUGUGUGGCUGUGUACAUAUGCAUGCUCGUGUACUACCCUGUGGCGGAUUCUUUGGCUCUGGGUAAUGUUCUAGACUUGGAAUCUCGAAGAAGAGCCAAUGGGGAUUAUAACGAGACCUAGUCUCUCUUGUCUAAUCGGAGCAACCUCGAUAUGAGAUUCAGUAAAAAGGGUUUUCAGGAAGAUUGAGAGAGAUCUAUUUUUACGGAAAAUAAGGGCCUAUGCCUCACUCUGUUCUGCAAUUGCCUCUCAAGGGAACUGAUCCGCUCUUCAAGCUCAGCAUUCUUGUGCUCUGCUGCUACGAGAACGGUCUUGAGCUCGAGCACUCUAGCAGCUGUACUGGUAGAGGUAACGGUGGUUGUUUCAGCAGUAGUAGAGGUAAUACCAAAUGCAGGGGCAGGAGUGGUCGAGGGGGUAUGUGACGAAGCCGGAGUUGUAACCUCAGUUGACAAAGAGAAGCUUGGAACAGAGCUGGUGGUCCCUGAAGAAGCAGUAGAGGAAACCACACCAAAAGCGGUAAAUGAGCCAGUAGUAGCAGCCAAAGCUUCUGAUGAUGAACUCGCUACCAAUGAUGCAAAAGACGCGACUAAAGCAGAGGUACCAGCUGCUGGUGUUGAUGCACUCGUGGUGGUGGUAACCGUUGAGAAGCUAGAGGCAGGGGAAGAAGCGAAUGAGAAAGAUGUGGAUUUUGUGGCUGGGGCUCUGGAGGCAGCUGUCGCAGGUGCUGAGGAUGCUGUAAUGCUAAACCCGAAAGAGGAUUGCCAAAAUUUGACAUUUUUUUAAUGUAGCUGACGUGCUGCAUUCUUUUGUUUUGCAUGUUCUUGUCAUCAUGACGUUAUUCAAAUUAAGGAGCGAUGAUAAUGGUACUCGAAGAGCGUUCUUCCGGUGAGUCUCUAGCUUCCUAUUGAUGAUAAUGGGUGUAAGAUGCUACACCAACCUGUUGGCUUGCAUGCGAGGAAACGGUCUAGGAUCUGUUGCAGAUGAUGCAUCUUGGAGAACAUUUGCUCGACUUUCAUUUCACGGACUGGCGUGGCCUUGUGGGAGGGUUGGUGAGCCUCUUCUUCUUCGUCAUCGAGUCCGAACGUACUCCUCUUCCCUCUCCUUCCCUGCAUCCUGUAGUCCAGCCUCUCAUCGAGAUACAGGGCGAAUGUGCGGACGAAUGCUGAGUAGUCCCAGGCGUCGGACCUCGAAGUGUCUCGGAAAUCAGACAUGUUGAGGAGGCGGGUCCCUCGCCUCGUCGAGAAAAAGAUUUCCUCCUCAUACGCAGGGUCGCCAUCGGCCAGCAACCGAUGGAUCAACACGAGGGACUUGAGCGCCACCACCCAAUUCUUGGUCUUACUGAGGCGCCUAGAGAGAGUGUUGACGCAGGCGCUUAUGUGGGCACGGGAGUAGCACGUCAAGCUCAGGAUCUCACGGAUGUGCCUCUCGUCCGCUGGGAACUCCUCGUGACGAGUCGCCUUGACGAUGGCCACGUCAAGGUCCGAGAGGGAACUGCUGUUCCCGACUUUUGCAAGGCUGAUGCUGGUCUGGUCCUUGACAGCCCCGAUGGCUUUUCGCAAUUUGCUCGGAGCCAUUUCUUUCGUUUUGUUUUAGCUUUUCUUACCGAACGUGACGAUGUUUAGCAGAAGAGGAGGAAGGAGAAGAAAUUAAAACGUAAUAAGGAGAGCUGGUCAGACUAAGAAGGUGGCGUUGACGUGAUUUAGGGGAAAGGGAAAAGAACCGGCCAUUAACGGUCAAUGAAAUUUAGUUUCUCCUCUGUUUCUUC